Ictidomys tridecemlineatus (thirteen-lined ground squirrel) is the source of this 2972-nucleotide messenger RNA. It is a transcript of the gene Stac, whose product is annotated as SH3 and cysteine rich domain. Gene Ontology annotation, biological process: skeletal muscle contraction; positive regulation of voltage-gated calcium channel activity; positive regulation of protein localization to plasma membrane. Gene Ontology annotation, molecular function: transmembrane transporter binding. Lineage: Eukaryota; Metazoa; Chordata; Mammalia; Rodentia; Sciuridae. The record is from RefSeq and is a predicted model, not a curated record.
GUGGCUGUCACGACUGUGCGGUCGCCAGCGAGGUGGCCGCGGGCGCGGCGGGGCGGGGCUGGGCGCGCUCUCCCCCACGCCCGCGGAAGUGCUGGGGAGGUGGGCAGGGCCGGGGCAGGGGCGAGGCCGGAGGAGGGCAAGUCGGCGGCAGGGCGAGGAUGGAAGUCCCCGGGACCCGGAGCUGAGCGACGGAGCGCGCGGCGGGCAGGCGCGCCGGAGGAAGGCGAGCUUCGCUGUUCCUCCGGGAGCCCAACACCGUUCCCGCCCGGCCACGAUGAUCCCUCCAAGCGGCGCCCGCGAGGACGGCGUAGAUGGGCUGCCCAAGGAGGCGGCGAGCGCGGAGCAGCCGCCCUCUCCUGCAUCCACCAGCAGCCAGGAAUCCAAGCUCCAGAAACUAAAACGAUCACUUUCUUUCAAGACCAAGAGUUUACGGAGCAAAAGUGCUGACAACUUCUUCCAGCGGACCAACAGCGACGCGAAGCUGCAAGCGGACAUGCAGGCCGAGGUCAGCCCCAGCUCCAGCCCCUUGCCUGCUCCGGGAAGCCUGGCGUCCACGCCCACCAGGGCUGGCCUGCACCCAGGCAGCGGCAAGGCUCAUGCCUUUCAGGAACACAUUUUCAAGAAGCCCACUUUCUGCGACGUCUGCAACCACAUGAUAGUGGGAACAAAUGCCAAACACGGACUGCGCUGCAAAGCCUGUAAGAUGAGCAUCCACCACAGGUGCACAGACGGCCUAGCACCCCAGCGGUGCAUGGGCAAGCUGCCAAAGGGGUUUCGGCGUUACUACAGCUCCCCCUUGCUCAUCCAUGAACAGUUUGGAUGCAUUAAAGAAGUUAUGCCCAUUGCCUGUGGCAAUAAGGUGGACCCUGUCUACGAGACCCUUCGCUUUGGCACUUCCCUGGCCCAGAGAACGAAGAAGGGCAGCUCUGGCAGUGGCUCUGAUUCGCCUCACAGGACCUCUACUUCAGACCUUGUGGAGGUUCCUGAAGAAACCGAUGGGCCAGGAGACGGGUAUGACCUAAGGAAACGCAGCAACAGUGUGUUUACGUAUCCAGAAAAUGGCACUGACGAUUUCAAAGACCAAGCAAAGAACAUAAACCACCAGGGACCUCUUUCCAAAGACCCAUUACAGAUGAACACCUACGUUGCCUUGUACAAAUUUGUACCACAGGAAAAUGAAGACUUGGAAAUGAGGCCAGGAGACAUAAUUACUCUUCUAGAAGAUUCCAAUGAAGACUGGUGGAAAGGGAAAAUUCAAGACAGGAUCGGCUUCUUUCCAGCCAACUUUGUUCAGAGAGUACAACAAAACGAGAAGAUUUUUAGAUGUGUUAGAACCUUCAUUGGGUGUAAGGAGCAGGGGCAGAUAACACUGAAAGAGAACCAGAUCUGUGUGACUUCAGAAGAAGAACAAGACGGCUUUAUCAGAGUGCUCAGUGGAAAGAAGAGAGGCCUUGUCCCCCUCGAUGUCCUGGAAAAUGUCUGAUUGCUGACCCCUCCUCCUUGUGCAGCAGGCCAGCUCUGCUGCAGUGCCGUCUGCUCAUCUCACUGUGUCCACCCAGAGGAGCUGUCGCACUGACCCGGCCCCCCCGGAAACAGGGAGACAAGACUGGAGGAUCUGAGACUGUGGAGCAGCAGCCACGCGGCAGAGGGCCCAUCACAAAGCGCAUCCUGGCUGCUAGAGGUGGGGAUGAGGCUGAGAUUUGGCCAGCAUACCUGGGGGGCAGCAGGGCCCUAGGCCACAGCUGCCCCAGGACUCAGCUCCUUCCCUGCCCGGGUGGUGUAAGUCAACCGGCUGGAGGGUGUUCCAGUCUAUGGUGUGGCCCCAGCAUGAGGUUCAGUUCUGUGUAACCAAGUGUUGUUCUGGUUCCAGACCUUUGUCCCCAGUACUGCCCAAUCAGCAUCAUCACACUUCAGACUCCAAGCAGUCAGUCUCUCUGCGGAGACUCCAGCUCCCAGCUGGUUACCAAUAGAGGUAACCAGAUCUGAGGCACAGAUAGAAGCAGCGAGGAGCAUUGGGGAUAGGGGGGACACAAAUCCCUUAUUUAUUGAGGAUGACACAGUCCUUUCAGUUAUGAAGUCCUUUCCCAAAGGAUAGGGAGCUGGGAGAGAGAAUGUGGAGAAAAGCAUCCAUUUUCAUUUUAUAGCCUCUAUAUUGGGGACAGCAUUUUCCCCUUAUGCCAUCCUGUAGGAAUCUAUUUUGGAGGUGGAGCUCAUCUUUCAGGGAACCAGGAACAGGGAGGGGAACCAAUAACAGCAUAUUAGAAGAAAUCGGAACGCAUUUUUUCUUAGGUCAGUAUAUCAUACCCCAGCAGGCAUACAAUAGAAAGGAAUCCUUAAUGCUUCAUCCCUCUGAAAGCAGAGGAAUUGGGGGCCUAUUUAGCAUCAUCAAGGGGAGUCCAGAAUCUCUAUUACUCUGUACUUGUACUAAUGUUUACAAGAAUACAAUAUACUGUGAUGCCUUCCUCCUCAAGCCUCCUCCUAGCAUUCACACUUGCAUCCUAGAAAUCAUUCACACGGUUAAACUUCAAUUCACAAUGACCUUGGAAUCAAUGUCAGUUUGGUUUAUUUUGUUACAGAGCAAUAAAAUCAUUAGAAUAAUUGGUUUUUAAAAGACUUAAGUGGAUGCAUCCUGUGCAUGUAAGCAUUAUUUCUCAAACCAAAGCAUCAUUAGUCUCCAUUUAUUUCUUCUGCUACUGCUCAGCAUGAAGUUGGGAGCUGAGAUGGGGUGGCUGCUGGUUUCACAGUAGUUUGGAUGCCUUACUCUCAUUUUAAAGCCAGCAUCCAGAGUUUUCUCCCUUUCUGAAACAACAGGCAAACCCAGGUGGAUAGAGUCAAGAUGGAUUCUUUGAGAGCCCACGCGGAUAACACAACUGCCUUUCUGUAACAGUGAAUGCCGAGUAUCAAUGCUCUUUGCCUCUAAUCGAAUUUUCCAUAUAAUAAAGACAACACAGUGGCUGGAAGGAGCAAGAAAA